Colletotrichum phormii is the source of this 219-nucleotide messenger RNA. RefSeq lists its product as uncharacterized. The transcript has 2 exons. Lineage: Eukaryota; Fungi; Ascomycota; Sordariomycetes; Glomerellales; Glomerellaceae. The coding region runs from base 1 to 219 and encodes 72 amino acids. The record is from RefSeq and is a predicted model, not a curated record.
AUGCCUCGCGACGGAUCCGGAGCCUCUGACAAUGCCGUCGAGGAGACCCACGACGUUAUCCACGGCGCCGGCGCCAUCAAGGACCCUCACGUCGACCGUGCCGACAAGACCGCGCCCCUCCCCGAGCCUGAGAAGGGUCUCGCCAUUGAGGGCCUUGCCGCCAGCGGUGGCCAAUCCGUCAAGGGAGAUGGUAUUGCACCUGGCGAGCGGUCCACCUAA